Coturnix japonica (Japanese quail) is the source of this 752-nucleotide messenger RNA. It is a transcript of the gene MTRFR, whose product is annotated as mitochondrial translation release factor in rescue. Gene Ontology annotation, cellular component: mitochondrion. Gene Ontology annotation, biological process: translational termination. The record is from RefSeq and is a predicted model, not a curated record. Gene Ontology annotation, molecular function: translation release factor activity. Lineage: Eukaryota; Metazoa; Chordata; Aves; Galliformes; Phasianidae.
GUGCGCGUAGGGCCGUGCGCGCAGAGUUGCGCAUGCGCAGUAUGGCGUAAGGCCGAGGCCUUGAGGUGAGCGGAGGGGCCGCAUAAGUUGAAUUGCAGAGCAGCUCCUGUAUGAGCGGCACGUUCACCUUCACGUCGGUACUGAGGCGGCACAGUGCGGCCAUAUGGGGGCUGUGGGGGCACAGGGGGCUGUCCCUGAGCUGGGGGCCGGUGUUGUGGGCAGCCGGGAAGAGGAGCUGCUUGGAGCUGGUGGAGCUGAGCGAGACCGAGCUGAAGGAGCAGUUUGUGAGGGGAGAUGGGCCCGGGGGACAGGCCACCAACAAGACCAGCAACUGCGUUGUAUUGAAGCACGUCCCAACUGGGAUCGUGGUGAAGUGCCAUCAAACGAGAUCAGUGGAGAAGAACCGAAAGAUCGCCAGAGAAAUCCUGCAGGAAAAGGUCGAUCUCUUCUACAAGGGUGAAGAGAGUGAUGUGUAUAAAGAGAAGAAAGCAGCAGAGAGGAAGAAGCAAGAGAAGAAAAGAAGAGCAAAGGAAAACCUGGAAAGGAAAAAGCACUUUAAAGAGAUGCUGCAAUUGGACAGGAAAUAAAUGUGAAAUACUGACUGGGAGGGUAAGGGAGAAGUGUGUCAUAGCUGCAGCUCUCUGACUGAUGGAUAACACUGUGCUUCAUAAGCACAACUGAAAUAUUGAGUAGUGACCUGAGCUGCUCUUACAGUAAAACUGAAGAGUUAAAGCACUGUGUGUUCUUCUGUC